AUGGCGCUGGGCGCUGUCCUGGCUCGAGGACGGGCGGUGUGUAGGCGCAACGGGCUUCUCAUCCUGUCUGUGCUGUCUGUCAUCGUGGGCUGCCUCCUCGGCUUCUUCCUCAGGACCCAGCGCCUCUCACAACAGGAGAUUAGUUACCUCCAGUUCCCCGGCGAACUGUUAAUGAGGAUGCUGAAGAUGCUGAUCCUGCCACUGGUGGUCUCCAGCUUGAUGUCCGGCCUUGCCUCCCUGGAUGCCAAGACCUCCAGCCGCCUGGGCAUCCUCACUGUGGCAUACUACCUGUGGACAACCUUUCUGGCUGUUGUCGUGGGCAUCAUCAUGGUCUCCGUUAUCCACCCUGGCGGUGCGGCACAGAAAGAGAUGACCGAGCAAAGCGGGAAGCCAGUCAUGAGCUCAGCUGAUGCCCUGCUGGACCUUGUCCGGAACAUGUUCCCGGCCAACCUGGUAGAGGCGACAUUCAAACAGUACCGCACCAAGACCACUCCCGUUAUCAAGUCUCCAAAGAGGACUUCAGGGGAGGCCCCGCCUCAGCGGAUCCUCAUCUAUGGGGUCCAGGAAGACAACGGCUCCCGUGUGCAGAACUUCGCCCUGGACCUGACUCCCCCACCUGAGAUUGUCUAUAAGUCUGAGCCGGGCACCAGCGAUGGCAUGAAUGUGCUAGGCAUUGUCAUCUUCUCGGCCACCAUGGGCAUCAUGCUGGGUCGCAUGGGUGACAGCGGGACGCCCCUGGUCAGCUUCUGCCAGUGUCUCAAUGAGUCAGUCAUGAAGAUUGUGGCAGUUGCAGGAUGGUACUUCCCCUUUGGCAUUGUCUUCCUGAUCGCCGGAAAGAUCCUGGAGAUGGAUGACCCCAAGGCCGUGGGGAAGAAGCUGGGUUUCUAUGCCUUGACCGUGGUAUGCGGGUUGGUGGUCCAUGGCCUCCUCAUCCUGCCCCUGCUCUACUUCCUCAUCACCAGGAAGAACCCCAUCGUCUUCAUCCGUGGAGUCCUCCAGGCUCUGCUGAUUGCAUUGGCCACCUCCUCCAGCUCAGCCACACUGCCCAUCACCUUCAAGUGCCUCCUGGAGAACAAUCACAUUGACCGGCGUGUCGCUCGCUUCGUGCUGCCUGUGGGCGCCACCAUCAACAUGGACGGCACAGCGCUCUACGAGGCUGUGGCUGCCAUAUUUAUUGCCCAGGUCAACAAUUACGAGCUCGACUUCGGCCAGAUCAUCACGAUCAGCAUCACAGCCACUGCGGCCAGCAUCGGGGCGGCUGGCAUCCCCCAGGCAGGGCUCGUCACCAUGGUCAUUGUGCUCACCUCUGUGGGACUACCCACUGAUGACAUCAACCUCAUCAUCGCCGUGGACUGGGCCCUGGACCGCUUCCGUACCAUGAUUAACGUGCUGGGUGAUGCACUGGCGGCGGGGAUCAUGGCCCACAUCUGCCGGAAGGAUUUUGCUCAGAACACGGGCACUGAGACACUGCUACCCUGCGAGACCAAGCCAGUGACACUGCAGGAGAUCGUGGCCGCCCAGCAGAACGGCUGUGUGAAGAGUGUGGCCGAGGCCUCGGAACUAACCCUCGGCCCCAUGUGCCCCCACCACAUCCCAGUCCAGGUAGAGCAGGAUGAAGAGCUGGCCACGACCAGCCUAGACCACUGCACCAUUGAGAUCAGCGAGCUGGAGACCAAUGUGUGAGCUCCCAGGGCUGCAGAGCCAGGCCAGACCCUGGGGCGCUGAACUCAAACUACACCUGAGAAGUUGGCGAAGCCCAGCUCAAGUUCCACCUGAUGGGCUCGUCAGCCAUUGAUGAGAAAUUGUCUCAGAAAAGAGAUGAUAGCAUGCGGGAGCCCCAGCCAGCAGCUACCGGCUCGUGUGGCUCAAGACCUAGCUGUGACAGUUUCUACUGCAUGAGCUCACAAAAGCAUCUGGCAGGGAGGGGUCUUUGCCGCUACCUCAUGGAGGAACAGUUUUGGGGUCUGAGAGCUACAACCACUCACUAAAAGCAACAUCAGGGCCAGGAUGUUAACUCAAGUCUUUGGAGCCUCGGCUACUCCCAUCUAGUGGACAAGGCAGCCUGCAAGGACCAGCAAAAGAGGCUAUGCCCUCUCCAGCGUCCUCACAGCUACCACUGUGUGCAACUCAUGGAGAUACAACAACAGCGUCCCUGUUUCUGUCCCAGGUCAACCGUUCCUCCACCCGACAGCAUGUGGUUUCACCCCAACACUCCCAACAAGGGCCGGCGCAUCCCAGCGCUGAGACCUGGCGGCUUCCGUGUGCCACCGCCUUGUCCAUUUCUGUCCCCCAGAUCUCUCAUCUAAUGUGGAGACCGAUGUCCACUAGAGCUGGAAGGACCCAUGGGUACAGCCCAGCCAGCCUCCCAUGGGACAGGUGGACAAGAUGGGCCGGCCACAAGGAGGGAAGCCCGGCUGGGAUUCUCUGGCCAAGUGACUUGGGGUCCGAACUCCGUAAGGCUUGUGUGGCAAAGAGGAAUGGGAGUUACUGGUCCCUUCUGUGUUUGCAAU
Molecule: messenger RNA, 2510 nt
Organism: Alexandromys fortis (reed vole)
Lineage: Eukaryota; Metazoa; Chordata; Mammalia; Rodentia; Cricetidae
Gene: Slc1a7
Product: solute carrier family 1 member 7
Exons: 11
Coding region: 1-1683 (560 amino acids)
Biological process (GO): L-glutamate transmembrane transport
Cellular component (GO): plasma membrane
Molecular function (GO): glutamate:sodium symporter activity; neutral L-amino acid transmembrane transporter activity; L-glutamate transmembrane transporter activity
Source: RefSeq, a predicted model, not a curated record